This is a messenger RNA of Hemisphaericaspora subhashii, 1629 nucleotides long. RefSeq names its product Hgt2p (gene HGT2). Gene Ontology annotation, cellular component: membrane. Gene Ontology annotation, biological process: transmembrane transport; carbohydrate transport. The record is from RefSeq and is a predicted model, not a curated record. Gene Ontology annotation, molecular function: carbohydrate:proton symporter activity. The coding region runs from base 1 to 1629 and encodes 542 amino acids. The transcript has a single exon. NCBI's taxonomy places the organism in Eukaryota, Fungi, Ascomycota, Pichiomycetes, Serinales, Debaryomycetaceae.
AUGUCAUCAAAAAUUGAAAGAGCGUUUUCCAAACCCGCUUUGAAGGUUAGGGGAGGUUUAGAUAAACUUCCAAAGAUUUAUAAUGUUUAUUUCAUUGCUAUGUUUUCUACCAUCGCUGGUAUGAUGUUCGGUUUUGAUAUUUCUUCCAUGUCAGCUUUUAUUGGUACUGAUUCAUAUAAGAGAUUCUUUGAUAAUCCAGGAUCAGAUAUUCAAGGUUUCAUUACUUCUUGUAUGGCUUUAGGUUCAUUCUUUGGUUCCAUUGCAUCUUCAUUUGUUUCUGAACCAUUUGGUAGAAGAUUAUCUUUAUUGAUUUGUGCAUUUUUCUGGAUGGUUGGUGCUGCUAUUCAAUCAUCAUCUCAAAAUAGAGCCCAAUUAAUUAUUGGUCGUCUUAUUUCUGGUCUUGGUGUUGGUUUUGGUUCUUCUGUUGCUCCUAUUUAUGGUGCUGAAUUGGCUCCAAGAAAGAUUAGAGGUUUAAUUGGUGGACUUUUCCAAUUUUCAGUUACUUUAGGUAUUUUAAUUAUGUUCUAUCUUUCUUAUGGUUUAGGUCACAUUGAUGGUACUGCUUCAUUUAGAAUUGCUUGGGGUUUACAAAUUGUCCCAGGUUUAGUUUUAUUCUUUGGUUGUUUCAUUAUUCCAGAAUCUCCACGUUGGUUAGCUAAACAAGGUGCUUGGGAUGAAGUUGAAUAUAUUGUUUCUAAGAUUCAAGCUAAAGGUAACAAAGAAGAUCCAGAUGUUAUGAUUGAAAUUGCUGAAAUUAAAGAACAACUUUUAAUUGAUGCUGCUGCUGCUAAUAUUGGUUAUGCUACUUUAUUUAGAAAGAAGUAUAUUAGAAGAACUUUCACCGCUAUGUUUGCUCAAAUUUGGCAACAAUUGACUGGUAUGAAUGUUAUGAUGUAUUAUAUUGUUUAUAUUUUCCAAAUGGCUGGUUAUUCCGGUAAUGCCAAUUUAGUUGCUUCUUCAAUUCAAUAUGUUUUAAACACUAUCUGUACUGUUCCAGCAUUAUAUUUCUUUGAUAAGGUUGGUAGAAGACCAUUAUUAAUGGGAGGUGCCGUUAUGAUGAUGAUUUUCCAAUUCGGUGUUGCAGGUAUCUUAGCUACUUAUUCUGUUCCAUGGGCUGACAGUGGAAAUGAAGCGGUUAAUAUUAGAAUCCCAGAAGAAAACAAGUCUGCUUCCAGAGGUGUUAUUGCUUGUUGUUAUUUGUUUGUCUGUUCCUUCGCUUCUACUUGGGGUGUUGGUAUCUGGGUCUACUGUUCUGAAAUCUGGGGUGAUAACCGUAUUUCUCAAAGAGGUAAUGCUAUUUCUACUUCAGCUAAUUGGAUUAUUAACUUUGCUAUUGCUAUGUAUACUCCAUCAGGUUUCCAAAACAUUUCUUGGAGAACUUAUAUUAUUUAUGGUGUUUUCUGUAUUGUUAUGGCAGUUCAUGUAUUUGUCGGAUUCCCAGAAACUAGAGGUAAACGUUUGGAAGAAAUCGGACAAAUGUGGGAUGAAAACGUUCCAGCUUGGAGAUCUGCUUCUUGGAUACCACAUAUUCCUAUUGCUUCAGAAGCUGAAUUAGCUAGAAAGUUAAGUGUUCAACAUAAAGAAGAUGGUGAAGGUUUAAUGGAUACUAAUUCCGAAGAGAAGGUUUAA